This is a messenger RNA of Cinara cedri, 5545 nucleotides long. The record is from the annotation of a GenBank genome assembly. NCBI's taxonomy places the organism in Eukaryota, Metazoa, Arthropoda, Insecta, Hemiptera, Aphididae.
ACUAUUGAUUCGCGCGUUUUAAACGCGUACGCGUCGGCUCGACGUUAUCGUUGACAAGAAAUAAUAAUAAAUUAUAAAUAUCGUUUUGACUUUACCCACUUAGAUUGUUGACGAGUUCGUUUCUCGUGUAAACAACGCGCCGGGAAAAUCCGAAUUAUGAGCUUUCUAGCUGCCGUAUUAGCCUCUGCAGGUACGUUGUGUUUCACAGCACACACAUAAACGAUUUUUAUUAUACAAAUUUGUUUUGGUAAACCGUCCAUAGUAUGGUAAAUCAUUACUGAUUAUGUUGUUGUUUGAAGGCGAGGUAGAGAUGACUGACUUGGACAAGAACGUGUCCGAACUCAAACACAAGAUAACCAACCUCGAGUACGACAUCAAGGAAGCGAUGGAACAACGGUAUAUGAAGUUCGUUGUUGUCUCCAGAGAUGCUUCGUCGCUGUUAGAAACCGCCAAGUCUUAUUCAAAUCAAAUCAACAACUUAAUUUCCAGAAUCGACAAUCAGGUAAUUAUAUUUAAUAAUAAUAACAUUUACUAAAUAAUUACCUUUUACUUAUUAUCAUAUAAGUUAUCUUAUACAUUGAACCUAAUAGAUUUACUUGACUUUGUAGGUACUGUAUUCAUUUUUAAAUUUAAAAUUGAUUAGAGAUUUAUUUUGUUGAAUAUUUAAGAUUUAGUUAUUAUAAAUCACCUUUUACUGUUGUACAGAUUCUGUCAUUAAAUAUUUCCUGAUGUUUUUUUAAUGCUUACUAUUAUUAAUUUUUUUUCAGACUAAACGAGAAGUGGUAGACGCAUUGUCUGACCUGAAAAUGUUCAAGACCACUCUAGAAGAAAACAAAUACAGUUUGAAUGUUAUUGAACAAAUUCUCACGGCAAGCAUAAACCUUUCAAAUGAUAAUCAAACAAAAUUAUCCUUAUCCGAUAGAAUAGAAAAAAUGCAAACUGUUGAAGAAAUUCUAACAAACAAUGAAAAUUUAUCAAAUCUGGAUGUGUAUAAACAUUUACUGCGAGAACACCAAAGACUAACAGAUGUUUUACAUUCUAACUGUUUAGCGACCUGGAGAAAUCAAAUAGAAUGGUUGGAAAAUGAUGUGGAUGGUCAGAACUCCUCGUGGAAAACAAUGUUGAAAAUUUCAGGCAGCCAGAAAGAUAUUUACGAUAGUUUCUUUGCCUUAAAAUAUUUCGAUACUAUAAAUGUUGAAAUCGAACGAUUUGCUGAUAAACUAAUAAAUUCUAUAUUGAAACCAAUUAUUAUUGAAAACUCUCAAAUUGACAUAACAAAAACUAUUAAUGUCUCGACUCUUACUCUGAAAAUUUCCAAACACGAAGAUGAUUUUCUAUCAACAACAAUAAAAUCACUAACGGAUGUAUUUACAUUUUUGAAUUUGACUCUUCCUGUUGAAAACGAAACACAAGUAAUGUCUUAUCUGGGAUCUUAUGCUAGUCAUGCAUUUUGUAACACUUUCAAAGAUGUAGCAUUAUUUAAUGCCGUACCUAUUAAGUUUAAUGAACUAAAACAUGAUUUUCAAAAAAACAUUGAUAAAGUUCUUGAAUUUAACUCAUAUUUAACCGAAAUAGGUAAUUGAAUAUUAUUUAUUUUUCUAUAAAUAUUAAAAUGUUUGUAUAUAUUUAUGUAUUUAUUUGAUUAUAUAGGAUUUUUCGAAGAGUCAAAUGACGAAUUGGUCAAGUAUUUAGAAAAUAUUGAUAAUUUAUUUUUCAUGAAAAUUAGUCGAUUAUAUUAUGACCAAGCAAGAACAAUUAUAAAGAAAGAUCUACAUGAUUUGGUUGAAGUAAAUAAUGUGAGUUACUUUUUUUUUUUUUGGUUUCAUGUUAUACAGGGUGAUUCAUCAAAUACGUUCACUCCAUUUUUACAUGGUUAAAUUAUAUAUAUAUAUAUUCAAAUUCUGAUUUUGAAAUUUUUAAUUUUAGUUUAACCAAAAUUUAACCAUGAAAAUGGAGUGAGGAUGCUUACCAUGUACAUAAGAUGUGAAUCUCCCUGUAUAUAAAAUGGUUUAUUUUAUUAUAUAUCUAUAGUACACGUAUUUAUUUUUCUGUUUUCAUAGGAAAAUAAAUGGGACAGUGAUGAUAACAUUAAAGAUGAUAAUGGGUUUUGUCAAAAUUUUUUUUCUUAUCCACAAAGUAAAGUGAGGUACCUAAAUUUUAAUUUAAUAGUUAUUUUAUUAAUAGGCAUUUAAAUUUUUUAUAUUAUGUUUAGGAAUCUUUCUUGGUAUUACCAAAGAUUAAAUAUAAAAAAAAAAUUGCUCUAUAUUUCUGGAAUUGUGAUUUUUUUAUUUUCAUAAUCUAGUAUAUAUUUAUUAUUAAACAAUGUACAUUUACUAUUACCAAAAUAGGAAUAGUUAAUCUAUUACUUUUGGUAGCUCGAGUAAUUAAUUAAUAAUAAUAAAAAAAAAAAAAAGGGCGUUAUAUACGAGUAUAUAGUUAUAUACUUGUAGGUGGUAGGUAUGUGAAUUGAUGUAAUAUUUGACCUAGUGUAACUUACAUAUUAUACAUGCUUAGAAAUUAAAUUGAAAAGUAAAUAGCAAUAGAAAAUUUCAAUAAAAAUAUUUUCUCGUAUAUAUAUCAACUAGUUGUCUCACAUUGCUUUGCUCAUGUCAGUAUUAAAAGAAAUAUAUAAAAAUAUGUUUCCCCAUGAUUCUAUUUCCAUUAACUACUUAGAGGCUGAAUUAUGGGAUGAAAAGUAUUUUAUGUGUUAAUCUAGAGUAUAUUCUAUCUGUGUACUAAAUUUCAUCGAAAACUCUUUUGGUAUGAAAGGGGUUAUAAACAUCUAAAUAAAACUUUGCAUUUAUAGUAUAAAUGAGAUGAGAUAAUAACUUUCAAAAUUGAAGAGUAAAUGAUACCGUACGUUUAAACAUGGGGUGCUUUUAAUGUAUUGGCAGAGCUCCUCUUUUACAUUAAUUUGCGAUAGCUCCCUUUACACAUUAAUUAAAAAUUGCUGGUAGAAAAGUUGUCCACAGAAAAAAAAAUAUUGUAAAACCACAAGCUUUUUCGCUUCACUCAGAAUUUAAUAUAAACUAAUGCUAAUAUUUAACUAACAGAACAGAAUGUACUUAUUAAUAAUUAUUUUUAAUUUCAAAUUACAAUUUAACCGGAUGGUAUUAUUGUCAUUAUUUUCAGUAAGUCACUACUAGAACUUCUGGAUCUUAUUGAAACAAUAGCUUCUGAAAUGUCUAGUGUACCAGAAAGUAAUGCUUGGCGAUACCAUGAUAUUUUAAACAACAUAACAAUUAUGUAUUGUGAUAUAGUACCAUUUCAGCGUUGCAAAGCUCUAGAAUUUCAUCCUCAGCGAUCUGGUAUGAUAUUAUAUUAUAUUCUUUUUAAUGAGGAAAACAUUUGGUGAUAAUAUAAUUACAAUAUUUUUUUUGGGAUUUUAGCUGUUCUUUACAAUAACAUUAUGUAUUUUACAAGACAAUUGGCUGAAAUGAGUCCUAUAUAUAAGAAUUUACUCAUUGUGCAUUUACUUGAAAAGUUAAAAAAUUUAGCUAGUGAAAUACUUCAUUCUCAGUGCAAACAACAAAUUACACAAAUCGAAAAUAUUGUUAAUCAAUCUGGUAAGGCAUUUUAAAUUGGCCACUGUAUAUAAUGAUUUUAAAAAAGUAGUGCAUUAUUUUAUAUAUUUAUGUGUGUUGUUUUAAUUAAAAAAAUGAAUUAACUUACUUAUAUUUAUUUACAUUUUAGAUAUUAUCUCAAUGGCUGUAAAUUCAAAUUUAGGAUACUCUUUUGAGAAAAGUAUUUCACAAUGUUAUAAUAUUUUAUCAAUUUUAAGUACUUUAUGGAAAGAUAUUUUGCCAUCUUCUAUAUAUUGUAAAUUUAUAGGUAAAAUUAUUUGGACUUUUUUUUAUGAAUGAUUACCAGCCCCAGAUCUAAAAAUUAUGACACCCAGGGCAAAAUAUGAUAUUAGCUUCUACAAAGUGUGCUAUAAUGUUUAUCAUUGUGCUAAUAACCCUGUAAAUGUUGAUUUUUUUUCUAUCAGGUUUUGUGCGAGGAAGACAUAUAGAGAAAAAUUAAACUUUUUUCUUCCCUUGAUCGCUGAAUAAAUUAACUUUUUAUUCUAUCACUUUUUAAAAUGUUUAGAAUAACCAUUGUAUAAAAUAUAUUAUUCUAAAACUUUUAAUGUAUCAUACAUUCUUAUCCGAUUAAUGGUUUCUUAGUUAAAGUGGCUUUGGUGUGGUGAUUUCUAAUCUCUUGGACAUUACAGACCACUUGGAGAACUUUAAAUAAGUCUCGGACAACCACAAUUUGCUAAUAAUAACCUUUACUUUUACUUAUUAUGGUUUUCUUCUACUUCACUUUGUACUUUUUUUUUGUAUUCAACAGGUAAUAAUAAUACAAGUCAUUAAAUACUAUCAAUUUAUUAAUAAACUUUGAUAACCACUAUUGAUUCACGUUAAAUACGUUUUUCAAUUUUGUAUCCUAUGUAGGUUAUGGCCUCGUAGAUCGCUUGUAUUUUUCUGGCCACAAGUUGAGAACCACUGCUUUCAAUGUAUAGAAAAUAGAUGUGAAAACAAUUCAUGUUCAAUAGACGGUAAGAAAUUACCUUGCUGAUUGUGAUUUUUCAUCAGUAACAUCUUAUUCUAUUGAAAAUUGUUUUCAUGCCAAUUUUCUAGAAAUUAAAAUAAUGGAUAUUACUAAGAAAUUGCUGAUCGGAUACGAAUAUAUGUUACAUUAAAAUUUUUUAGAUUAAUAUCUUAACAAUUGUAUAUUUUGAACAUUUUGAAAAGUAUUAAAAUAAAGUUAUUUUUUUUUUAAUAAUUAAGGAAUGAAAUUAAAAAAUUAAAUUUUUUCUACAUGUGUCCCCCUUUCAGAAAACUUAAUUGAAAAAAAAAUGAAUAUUGACAGAAUUAUUAGCAUAAGGAUAACACUAUAGUACACACUGUAUAAUUACCAAUCAAAAAUCUACCUUUUUUUAAGCACUUAGGUAUAAUUUACUCCUAUAUGAAUAACAUUCAGGGAAAUCCAGGGAAAGUGCAUCAUAUUACCCCCCCUCCCCCCUAGAUCUGGUGCUGAUGACUACUAUAAAAAUAAAUGUCUGUACACCAAUUUAAUUAUUAUAAUAUUUGUUUAGGAUAUUCGUGUAAUGGAUUAUUUGAAUGUAUUGUUAGUAAAAUAUUCACCCUUGAAGACAUAUCAGCUACUUCAGCUGAGCAAUAUUCAUCAAUUUUCAACAAAAUAGUCAAAGAUAUUCCAACCUUAUUUCCGGUAGUUUGAAUAGCAGAAGCAUUGUUUAAAAUUUAAACAUAUUUGUUCAUUUUGUAUGAUUAAUUUCAGGAACCGAAAGAAGUUCAUAGGUACAUUUCGAAAUGGUGGCAGAUAAACGAACUAAUAUACAUAUUGAGUUCGAGCAUGAAAGAUAUUGAAAAUCGCUGGGCUGACGGAAAAGGCCCAUUGGCCAACGAGUUAAAAGUCGAACAAAUAAAAUGUUUGUUAAAAGCUCUAUUCCAAAAUACUGAUCGAAGAGCAGCUUUACUCAAACACAUUUCAGUUACUGCACAAUCAUAGUGAAUGUUGUGUAUGUUUAUACUAUAAUAUG